GCGGCGCCGGCCCGGGAGGCGGCGGCGGGCGGCGGGCGCGCGGCCCUAGCGAGGCUGCUGGGGCGGCGGCGGCGGGCGUCGUCCGUGAGGAUGCUGUCCCGCAAGAAAACCAAAAACGAGGUGUCCAAGCCGGCCGAGGUGCAGGGCAAGUACGUGAAGAAGGAGACGUCGCCCCUGCUGCGGAAUCUCAUGCCUUCAUUCAUUCGGCAUGGUCCAACAAUUCCAAGACGGACUGAUAUCUGUCUUCCAGACUCAAGCUCUAAUGCUUUCUCAGCUUCUGGUGAUGGAGUAGUUUCUAGAAACCAGAGUUUUCUGAGAACUCCAAUUCAAAGGACGCCUCACGAAGUAAUGAGAAGAGAAAGCAACAGACUGUCUGCACCUUCUUCUUCCCUUGUCAGGAGCCUAGCAGAUGUUCCUCGAGAGUGUGGCUCAUCACAGUCCUUUUUAACAGAAGUUAGUUUUGCUGUUGAAAAUGGAGACUCUGGUUCCCGAUACUUUUAUUCAGAUAACUUUUUUGAUGGUCAGAGAAGGAGGCCACUUGGAGAUCGUGCACAAGAAGACUACAGAUAUUAUGAAUACAACCAUGAUCUCUUCCAAAGAAUGCCACAGAAUCAGGGGAGGCACACUUCAGGUAUUGGGAGAGUUGCUGCUACAUCUCUUGGGAAUUUAACUAACCAUGGUUCUGAAGAUUUACCCCUUCCCCCUGGCUGGUCUGUGGACUGGACAAUGAGAGGGAGAAAAUACUACAUAGAUCAUAACACAAACACAACUCAUUGGAGUCAUCCUCUUGAACGAGAAGGACUUCCUCCUGGAUGGGAACGAGUAGAGUCCUCAGAAUUUGGAACCUAUUAUGUGGAUCACACAAAUAAAAGGGCUCAGUACAGGCACCCCUGUGCUCCCAGUGUACCUCGGUAUGAUCAGCCUCCUCCCAUCACAUACCAGCCACAGCAAACUGAAAGAAAUCAGUCCCUCCUGGUUCCUGCAAAUCCUUAUCAUACUGCAGAAAUCCCUGACUGGCUUCAGGUUUAUGCCCGAGCCCCUGUGAAAUAUGACCACAUUUUGAAGUGGGAGCUCUUCCAGCUAGCUGACCUGGACACCUACCAGGGAAUGCUGAAGUUGCUCUUCAUGAAGGAACUGGAGCAGAUUGUUAAGAUGUACGAGGCCUACAGACAGGCUCUUCUCACUGAGUUGGAAAACCGCAAGCAGAGACAGCAGUGGUAUGCCCAGCAUCAUGGCAAGAAGUUUUUAAGUUAACUUUAUCACAAGUUUUGUAAGAGCUUUAAAAGUUUCAGAUAAAUGACUGCAAACAAGUACUUUGGUUAAUAAAGGCAAUUUACUAUUUGGAAUUAUAAAA
Messenger RNA from Mesocricetus auratus (golden hamster), 1354 nucleotides. It is a transcript of the gene Sav1, whose product is annotated as salvador family WW domain containing protein 1. Gene Ontology annotation, biological process: apoptotic process; regulation of cell population proliferation; hippo signaling. Bases 91 to 1254 code for a protein of 387 amino acids. The record is from RefSeq and is a predicted model, not a curated record. Gene Ontology annotation, molecular function: molecular adaptor activity; protein binding. The transcript has 5 exons. Lineage: Eukaryota; Metazoa; Chordata; Mammalia; Rodentia; Cricetidae.